Mytilinidion resinicola is the source of this 354-nucleotide messenger RNA. RefSeq lists its product as uncharacterized. Lineage: Eukaryota; Fungi; Ascomycota; Dothideomycetes; Mytilinidiales; Mytilinidiaceae. Bases 1 to 354 code for a protein of 117 amino acids. The record is from RefSeq and is a predicted model, not a curated record. The transcript has a single exon.
AUGCAGACUAAGCCGAAGAAAGGAACCCGCACGGCAGCCAACAGAAAGGAGGCUAUUAAGGAGGAAUAUCAACGGUGGAAGAUAAUAAGAUUGGUGGAUAUAGAGCAGCAGUUAAAAGCGUUAGUAGGCGAAAAGGCCGAAUUUCAGGGCGUGCAGAGACCAGCAUUAAAGGCCAUUAUACACUAUAAGAGCCCGGUAGUUGCUAUUAUAGGCACAGGUGGAGGCAAGAGCGUAUUAUUUAUGUUGCCAGCAUUAUGUUCAACAGGCGUGACAGUAGUAGUUAUGCUAUUAGUGUCGUUGCAGGAGGACAUAAAAAGCCGUUGCAACAAAGCCGGCAUUAGUUGCGUUGAAUAG